Diaporthe batatas is the source of this 591-nucleotide messenger RNA. RefSeq lists its product as uncharacterized. Bases 1 to 591 code for a protein of 196 amino acids. NCBI's taxonomy places the organism in Eukaryota, Fungi, Ascomycota, Sordariomycetes, Diaporthales, Diaporthaceae. The record is from RefSeq and is a predicted model, not a curated record. The transcript is spliced from 3 exons.
AUGCCUGUCAAGCGAGAAGCUGACCCGAGCUUCAUCAAACCUGACCCCGGCAAGCGCAUCAAAAGAGAGGGUGGCGAUGGCAACUUCGGUCUUUCCUCCAUCCCUUUGGCCCCUACCCAUGCCCACACUGCAUCUGGAAUCUCUUCGGCCGCCGCGCCGAAGUUUGAGGGCGGAGAUCGCAAGCCUCUUGCUCCGGCUCCCAACUUCGGCGGCAGCCACCCAAUGAACGUGCGCAAGAGGAAGUUCGGCGGCAACUCCAUUAAAGCCCGCCGGGAUGACGACUUGGUGUCUGCUCAUUUCGACAGAAAGACCAUGAGCGUCGAAUUCGACGUGACGUUCAGGCCAGGAAAGAAGUGGUGUUCGGUGGAAGUCGAGCAGGAGAUUUUUGACAGGCUCAACAAGGCAAAGUUCGACAUCCAGCCCGUGGAGGAUUGGGGUUUUCUCGACCGCAACUUGCUUGUUAGGUCGCCGAGCAUCAACUAUAGAUGCCGGGUGAAGGUCUACAGCACGAGCGAGGAGAAGGUCGAAAACUUGCCACCCGUCGUCAAGAAGCAGGAGCGCUCCACCCAGCCAAAGAACGAGAGUUUUUAG